CGCCACAACCUGAAAACCACUACUUCCAUUCCACUUCUCCACCGCUGCAACCUGAAAUCGCUGCUCCCGUUAAAGCCUCGCCGCCGCUGCAGAUCCAAUGAAACCCAGAAACCCAGAUCCAAUGAAACCAAGAAAUGGCGGCGUUGAAAUUAGAUCUACAGCGACGAUUUGGAAGGGGUACGACUAUUUGGAAGGGGUACGAGCUUCCCUCCGCCUCCUCGUCGGCGAUUUGGAAGGUUUCCCGACCUCAGUCAGCCACAUACAUCUUUCCCAGUCUUCAUCGCUUGAUGGGAGCCGCCGUUCCAUCUUCCUCCUGUCUCUUCAACACCAACGCCGUCCGGCGGGUCUCCGAGUCCGGGAAGGGCAUGUUGAUUGUGUUGUUGUUUUCACAGAGGAUGACGAAGGGUCUCCCACCAGCGCAGUCGAUUUGGAAUUGGCGGAGGGAGGAGCAAGGUUGUUCUCGCUCUGGCGGAGGGAGGAGCACAAGGGGAGGACGAGCAGCUGGGCUAGAGAAGGUCGGGCUGCGGCGGCGAGAAGGGUGAGGAGCGGGAUUGCAGGGUCGUGAUUAGGGAGGGUCGGUGCAUCGAUCUCCCACCCCCAAUUCCUUCUUUGUAGCGAGGUUGAACAUAAUCUUUCCCCUGUCCAUCAUGUUUCACCAUUUGAGCGGCGAUGGUGAAUCUGAGAUGAGGAAGAAGAGAUUAGUUUUUAUUUGGUAUUUAAUUAUUAAUUUUAAUUUAAAAAUAAUAAAUCUGAUGUGGCAGCUGACGUGGCGCAGAUGUGGCUGCCACAUAUGUGUCAUGUAACCAACAGUCAACAUUUUAUGGUUGACCAUUUGGUCAACCGUUAUUUAUAAUGGUCAACGGAAUUGUCAGGACGUAAAUGACACACAGCUAUAAUAAGUCAGGACACAAAUGUCAUAUUGGAUACUUUAGGACACAAAUGCCACAUUCUUCAUAGUUCGGGUUUCCUAGUGGUAUUAGCCCUAUCUAUUAUUGGACUCUAAUUAUUUAUGAUUACAUCAUUAGUAAUGGUUCAUCAUGUCGAUCGAUUAUUAAAAGCGGUGGCAGUUUGGUGAAAGAGAUAGGCCACUUGAUGGAAGUGGUAGACCGUUUACUUGUAAAGUGGUCGACCUUUUAGUGGAAAAGAUCGACCAUUUGUUGAACAUAUCAAAAUGAAAAUAGUACAUUUGGUCAACCAUUCCAACAAAGAGGUCGACCAUUUUGUUCAAAUAGGGCGACCAUAUCAAUGAAGAGGUCGCAAGUCAUGGUAACUUGCAAGUCCCUUUAGCAAAGUUCUAUGUUAUUUUAUUGUUUAUAUAAGAGUAAAUAUGUUAAAAUAUAUCUUUUGUAAAAAAAAUAUGAAAAUGGAUAUUAUGAAUAACCAACUUCUAUGUAACUUUGAUCAUAACAAUUUUCAUUAAUUUUAUUAUUUUUAACGUAACAUAUCUCGUUAAUUUUAACUUGAUUUUAAUUUUUUCAUAAAAAAUUGAACUACCUCUGAUGUACCGAUGACAUAUAUUUUAUAAAAAUUUAACACUAUAAUGUCAUUUUACUGGAAACAUAAUACAUUUUUACGUCACACGUACCAUUUUUAUGAAUCGCAUAAAACAACGUUAUACAUUACUUAAAUCACUGUUACAUUCGGUUCCUGAUUACAUAAGACAUAUAACAUGGCAUGGCGUAGCUAUUAUCAAAUAGAUGAGCCUGUAUAUAACCUCUAUUUUUAUCAUCCUAAUUACACUCCCACACCGUCACUCAUUCAUUUUUCUUUAAAAUUUAAGAAAACAAACUAACAUCAUUUGUAUGAGAGGUUAACAAAAAAAAAAAAUUUGUGGCCUAUUUCUCUCAAAUUUGGAGGGUUGACUUCAACAGUGUCAAGAAAAAGAAAAAAUUUCCGCUUCUUCUAUUUUUCAUCCUUAAAAAAAAAGAAAGAAUGUAAUAAGAAUUGGGUUUUCCUUUCCAAUUUUCCUUUCCUCUCCUUGGGAAACACAGGAUUAGCAUUUCUCUCUACAAUAGACAUGUCACAUAUCACCAAGUUUUUGCUUUUUCACAAUGUUGACAAAUGCUAAUUAAGAACGGAUUCUUAUUUCUUAGGGGAAGGUCUUCGAAACUUAACAUUUCACUUGAACAAGUCUAACAUCUCAAACGCUCAGCCUACAUUAUUGGUCAUCAUGAGAACUAUGAAAUUGUGUAAUUUGAUUUUGAUCUUCAUACAUGCUAUAUUGAGCAUACAAUUGAUCGUACAUGGAACUGGUGAGAAAAAGAAGAGUUUAUACAAAUGGUUAGGAAUGAUAUUUGGGGAUGUAAAGUCGUCACAAAUCAUCAUACUACGUUAUGUUAUAGCAACGUACGUACCUCUUCCAAGCCUGAAAACAACCAAAUGGAUUUGUUGAAGAAAAAGAACGUCCGAGUGAGAUUGAGAAGAAGACGAACCUAUAUUUAUGGCCAGCAUCUCAUAAAUACCCGGCUGAAACUGCAUUGAGCUACCUGUUAUAAAGUUGAUAAAAACCC
This is a messenger RNA of Linum trigynum, 2510 nucleotides long. The record is from the annotation of a GenBank genome assembly. NCBI's taxonomy places the organism in Eukaryota, Viridiplantae, Streptophyta, Magnoliopsida, Malpighiales, Linaceae.